This is a messenger RNA of Amborella trichopoda, 2375 nucleotides long. RefSeq lists its product as uncharacterized. The record is from RefSeq and is a predicted model, not a curated record. NCBI's taxonomy places the organism in Eukaryota, Viridiplantae, Streptophyta, Magnoliopsida, Amborellales, Amborellaceae.
UUCUAUCUUUGACGUUCCACUGGUCUCCCUCUCUCUCUUUCUCUCUCUCUCUCUCUCUCUCUCUGUUCUAUGUGGAUCUAUUUCUUUAUUUGUACUGAUUUUAUAGUGGUUGAAGUUUCGUUGCUGCUCUAAAGAGACGAGGGUGGAGUUGACGCGUUCCUAAGGCUUUCACCCCAUAAAUCUUUCUCCUAUGGAUCUUUUUUGCAACACAAAGUAUGUCCGGCUUCGAAGCUUUCAUGGCAAGUAUCUUGUUGCAGAUGAUAAUGGACAAUCAGUGUCCCAAAGCCGAGUAAAAUUGUCUAAAAACUCAGAGUGGGGUGUCGAAUUUGUUGAAGGGACUCGUGCUCUGCGUUUAAAGAGCUGCUAUUCUCUUUACUUAACUGCUUCAGACCUUCCUUUUCUCUUAAAAUGGACAGGUAAGAAAGUUUUACAGUCUUCAAAGGUGAAACUGGCAUCCUCAGUGGAGUGGGAGCCUAUUAGAGAUGGGUUUCAUGUCAAACUUAAGGGUUUGUAUGGGAACUUCCUUCGAGCAAAUGGAGGUCCUCCUCCAUGGCGAAACUCUGUAACCCAUGAUAUCCCUCUUAGAACAGCAACACAAGAUUGGGUUUUAUGGGAGGUUGAAAUACUUGAAACUGAAAUUGAAUCCCCUUUGAGAAUGCCUUUGCUCACUCUUGGUUCGCCAGAUGUUCAGACGGCUACAAGUGCGUCAAGUGAAGCUGACUCAGAGUCUUUUGCUUCUUCCACGAGUUCGAGUUCCACCCCCAAAUCAGAUGGAAGGAUUAUCUACUUUGCUGUUGGAGACCAUGAUGGAGAUGUCGAAGAUAGUUCGGAAUGGUUUACAAUUACUUUUAGAGGAAGUGAUUUGUACGGGCUAAAGGAUAAGUUAAAGGAAGAGACUGGCAUUGACAAUCCUAUUCUUUGUUCAAAAAACUCAUUUAAUGGGGAGCUUUUUCCAUUACAUCUGCCACUGCCUCCAGGAAAUGCUUCUAUGAGAAUUGUGUUGAUCCAAUCAUCUCCAAAGUGUAAAUUUUCCUAUUUUGCUGCUACUGCUGCUCAAAGUUGUAAUGAAGACGCUAACACACCCAUCAAGAGGGUAUAUGGGAAAGUGCGGGACUAUUGUGGAACUCAAUGCAUUUUGGUCAGAGGCUAACUAUUACAAGGAGUCUGACUUUGAUAAUUGAAUUGAACUAUUCUGCCAUUCUUGAAGGCUAUUCUCUGAACAUGACUGAUGGUUCAAAAUAAUCUCACCAGACUAAUGGAAAAUGGUUGCGUUCAUCCCUUUAACUCUUAUGUUGUAGAUUUUAUUCAUAUUCUUGAAGUUUUAUAAACUUGGGGGCAGAUAGGAUUGCUACUUUCGGUCCAAAUAGGGUUUACAUGGGGACUUGAACAAAAACAAGAGUUACAUUGUAUACUUGGAUGUCAUGCCUCUAUAGGGUUGGCUAGACUUUUUUGGUAAUUUCUCUUCCAAUUUUAGUGUUUAUGAUUAUAGAUACUAAUGGAAAAUUAUCUUCUGAUAAGUUCAGCUAGUGGAGUUUCUGUUGUAUAGCACUCAAGAUUGCUGGUCAAUGCACAUGCUUUUGUUUGAGUGUGGAUAGCCUUGUUUGCACUCUCUCAGUGUUUUGGACCCUAAUGCUCCAACUAAAAGGGAGGAAUUCUGGAUAGAAUCGGAUCAAGUUUUUUGCCAGUGGGAGACCCCAAAUUUAUAUCUGAGGUUGAGUGCAUUUCUCUUACAAUAAGAGACAAAAGAGGAACUUGUCACUAUAAAAAUUUUCUCAGAGAAAGUUGAAAUUUUCUAAAAAAUUUGAAGUUAUAUAUCUUAUUUUCUACCCAGUUCUUUCUUCUUAAAAGGACAUGGAUGACAGUAGUAAGAAGAGAUGUGGUGACUUAUGGUCUAAUUGAUUGUAUGACCCUUGAUAGAGCAGAAUGGUGCAAUAGGACUCGUGUAGCCGACACAAAUAGUUGGAUAAGGUUUAGAUGAUGAUGAUGAUGACCCUGUUCUUUCUUCCCAUCAUAAUCUAUACUAUUAGCAAGUCAAACGUUGCUCAUCAACUUAUUGAAACUAAAGCCAUCCUGCUAGUUGAUUAGAAGUAUUUUGUCAUGACGUGGUCCUAUAUCUCUCGUUAGACAGAUGCUGAACAGGUUUAGUUUUUCACUGGAUGCUGCUAGUAGGUUUAUAUCUUACAUGAUUCUUCUACUAUUCCACACCGCUUGAGUGCUUUACUUUGAUGCCGAUUGGUUUGUUAGUCUAGAUGCAAUUGACUAGUGAGGCUUUAUUUCUGGCUCUUUACUUAUCUAUUUAAAAGAGUAAAAAUCAGUGCAACAUUCAUUGUUGAGGUUGUAUAUUAUGUCAUCUUGUUUGCCUGAGCUUGCUUUGU